AGCUCAGCCUGUCUCCUCCUAACACCAGUUAUUUCACGACAGGACGUCCGCUCUGCACGCUGAAGGGCAGGAUGGUUCUGAGCGGGGCCCUGUGCUUCCGAAUGAAGGAUGCGGCAUUGAAGGUGCUUUAUCUGCAGGGUAACCAGCUGCUGGCCGGUGGGGUGCAUGGAGGGAAGGCCGUGAAAGGCGAGGAGAUCAGUGUUGUCCCCAAUCGGUUUCUGGACGACAGCCUUUCUCCAGUCAUCCUGGGCGUCCAGGGAGGGAGCCAGUGCCUGUCGUGUGGGACGGGGCAGGAACCGACUCUGAAACUAGAGCCAGUGGACAUUAUGGAGCUCUACCGCAGCCCCAAGGAUUCCAGGGGUUUCACCUUCUUCAGGAGGGACACGGGACUCACCUCCAGGUUCGAGUCGGCUGCCUUCCCGGGCUGGUUCCUCUGCACGGUGCCCGAAGCGGACCAGCCUCUCAGGCUCAGCCAGCUCCCGGGGGAUGCCAGCUGGGACCACCCCAUCAUGGACUUCUACUUCCAGCAAAGUGACUAGGGCAACCCACCUCCCAGGACCCUGGGGCAGAGCCCGCAGGGGUGAGUGGAGGAGGAGGAGGCCCAGGCGACCAUGCUCCUCUGUUCUCAGGCCCCCACUUGACUGAC
Messenger RNA from Myotis brandtii (Brandt's bat), 646 nucleotides. It is a transcript of the gene IL36RN, whose product is annotated as interleukin 36 receptor antagonist. The transcript has 4 exons. Gene Ontology annotation, biological process: inflammatory response to antigenic stimulus; cellular response to lipopolysaccharide. Gene Ontology annotation, molecular function: interleukin-1 receptor binding; cytokine activity. NCBI's taxonomy places the organism in Eukaryota, Metazoa, Chordata, Mammalia, Chiroptera, Vespertilionidae. The record is from RefSeq and is a predicted model, not a curated record. The coding region runs from base 72 to 539 and encodes 155 amino acids.